AUGACAAAUGCUCUGAGAUGCAUAAUGCUUUCUGAAAUAGCUACUAUAGCAGCUAUUGAUAUUGUAGAAUUUGAACCAAACACUUCUGUGUUAGCAGAUGAAUUCAUUGCACAUCAUUUAGAUUUAAUACCAUUAAACAGCACUGAAGCUGAAUAUUCUAGGCCAGCUUCUGUUCAAUGCUUGAUUUCCAGUAACGCAAAGCUGAAGUUUUCUCACUAUUUUUGUUUUUCGCUGUUAAAUAAAUCAAAUUGUUAG
Messenger RNA from Dentiscutata erythropus, 255 nucleotides. The record is from the annotation of a GenBank genome assembly. NCBI's taxonomy places the organism in Eukaryota, Fungi, Glomeromycota, Glomeromycetes, Diversisporales, Gigasporaceae.